This is a messenger RNA of Xiphophorus couchianus (Monterrey platyfish), 1527 nucleotides long. Its product is annotated as C-type mannose receptor 2-like. The record is from RefSeq and is a predicted model, not a curated record. The transcript has 5 exons. Lineage: Eukaryota; Metazoa; Chordata; Actinopteri; Cyprinodontiformes; Poeciliidae. Bases 76 to 1191 code for a protein of 371 amino acids.
AAGAGAAAAGCAACUAGUUACUGAGGAAGGAGAUAGACAAACUGCUGGAGGAAAAUAAUUCAUCUGACAGCAAAGAUGCAGUGGAGUCUGAUUCUGCUCUUCCUGAUGGCUCAGUGUUGCUUCAUUGACUGUCAGCUCUAUCAGUUUCACUACAUUAAUCAGAAUAAAAACUGGACUGAAGCUCAGCAGUACUGCAGAGAGAAACACACUGACCUGGCCACAGUGACUAACAUGAAGGACAUGGAGAGACUCAACAACAUCUCAGCUGGAUAUAAGACGGCAGCAUGGAUUGGUCUGUAUGAUCAAACAAAUGGUAACAGAACAUGGUUCUGGUCUCUGUCUGAACUGGAGUUCAAUGAAAGUGAGACAAAAUGGCAGCAAGGAGAACCAAAUGAUGGUGGAAAUCAAGUACCUGAGAACUGUGGGGCUAUGAAUAAAGAUCUCACAUGGCUAGAUGACGGUUGCCAGAAGACUAAAUAUUUCCUCUGCUAUGAUGAAACUAAUAAAACCCAUAAAUAUCACCUGAUUGAAGAGAGGAAGACCUGGCUGGAAGCUCAGAGUUACUGCAGAGAGAAACACACAGACCUGAUCAGUGGAACGAAGCAACUACAGGAUGAAGAAGUGAAGAAAUUGAUGAACUCUUCAAGCACUUACCCACACAUUGGUUUAUUCAGAGACACCUGGAGGUGGUCAGAUGGAAACAGUUUCUCUUUCAGACACUGGAAUAAUGACUUUAACUAUCCACAAUCCAACAGUGGUCAAUGUGCCAUGACUGUGUUUAAUGAUGGAGGCAGAUGGAGGAAUGUGAGCUGUGCUGAAAGAAAACCCUUCAUCUGUUAUGAUGAUAAAGUGAUCCUGAUCACAGAAAAUAAAACCUGGGAGGACGCCUUGUACUACUGCAGAGAUCACCACCAUGACCUGGUCACCAUCACCAACAUGGAUGAUCAGAGAUGGAUCCAGGAGAAAGUCAAGAACGCAUCGACUGAUUAUGUCUGGAUGGGUCUGAGCUACGCCUGCACUCUGGAUUUGUGGUUCUGGGUCAGUGAUGAGAUGGUCAUCUAUAAGAACUGGGCCGAAGGUGAACCAAUGGACGACUGUGACAUGUCUGGAGCUAUGGAGACGGGAGGAAAACAUAAAUGGUUCAAAAGAAAUGAUUCUGACCUGUUUAAUUUCAUCUGUUCUAAGUACUGAAAUCCACUCUGUGCUUCUUCUUAAAUACUUGAGAUAUUACUUUAGAUAAAUGCAUAAGAUGUUAGUUUUAAUUGAAGUAGAAGGUAACAUUAAGCUUCAACUGCUAAACGCUCUUAACAACAUUCUUGGUGCUUCCAGCAGAGACAUGUAUGAUACCUAAUCAAUACAUUCUGUAUUGAUUAGAUCAUAUAUAUCUUAGUGAUAAUUAUUUGGUGAUCUGGGGUCUCAUUUAUAAAAUAUUGCCAUUUUAGGUAUACUAAAAGUGUGUGUGUGCAUUUAAUUGGUUUCUUUUUCUGUAUCGUCUGCUGUCGAAAUAAACUCAAUAAUAAUACCUCA